Messenger RNA from Rhizopus microsporus ATCC 52813, 1772 nucleotides. RefSeq lists its product as uncharacterized. Gene Ontology annotation, cellular component: intracellular membrane-bounded organelle. The record is from RefSeq and is a predicted model, not a curated record. The coding region runs from base 39 to 1565 and encodes 508 amino acids. Lineage: Eukaryota; Fungi; Mucoromycota; Mucoromycetes; Mucorales; Rhizopodaceae. Gene Ontology annotation, molecular function: phosphatidylinositol binding. The transcript has 5 exons.
CAGAAUCAACUGACAUUGUAUUUUUUAACUCUUUACAAAUGAACAACAAAACCUUGCGUCCUCUUCAUUUAAGAAUACUCUUUCCUGAAUUACUCACUUUACCCAAAACAGAUCCUAGGCGACUAGGUCCACCGAUAGAUAUUACGAGCUCAAAGACGGUUGAUCUCGAAUUAUACACCUAUCUUGCACUUCUUGUACGAGAUUUCAUUCACCCUUGGUACAGACUCAUCACAAAUGACCAGGAUCUUACAACAGAGUUAAUCAAAGUACUUGUCUUGAUCAUCCAAAAGUUAGAAAAGAGACUUUGUUAUGAGGUGGAUUGGACUGAAUUGAUAUUGAUAGAUUUACCAAAGCUUUUAACCAUACAUUACCAUGACUACCGAGAGGCCAAAAGACGAUUACAUAUGAACCAUGGCAGCGGUUCAAGUUCAUUGCCAGACCUCUUUCACGGUAUGCAGCCUCACUUUGCACUACAGCCUAUAGAUCAUCGCGAACAAGAGUAUCUUCGACUAUUGACUGAAUCCAUUUUGCGGAUCUUGCUCGAUCCAAAAGACUUUCAGAGCGAUUGUUUACGACAAUUGAUAAGAGAAAUUCUAUCCAACUUGAUCUUGUACAAUGUGACUGAAAGCCUGACUGAUCCAUACACGAUUCAUAUGAUCAUCUGCAAGCUACUGGCACCGUUCGAACCAGAGUUAGACAAGCUUGAAUCAUCAGGAAAAUUUGCAGAAACUUAUUUUAGUGCAUUAACAAAUGGACAGUCAUUUCAAAAGCAAACAAAGACAAUCAGCGAUCAGCCAGAGGAAGAUGAUAGCUUGACAAAGCAUAUGCAGCAACUGCAAGAGAAGCGACGGCUACAAGGACAAGAGGUUACAGUAGAUGCAGAUGAUCCUAAGGGGGACUCUACUGCUGCUGAUCAUCGCCAGUUUUCAUUUGGUUAUAUCACCCUGCAAGUGUUUUUAGCUCCCAUUCGGUCCUUUUGGCUCUAUCUUGUCGCAACGGUUACACAUUCCCAGGAAAGAUACCAAAGGGUCACACAGCAUAAAAAGCAGACACGGCAAGUACGGUUGAUUGAGCCUGUGAUGGAGUUUGUGCAUAUAGCAUGUCAAAUACAGGAUAGACCUUUAUUGCAAUUUGCCUGGCAGAUGCUUGCCAUGUUCUUUUGGCCCCUCAUUCGUGUCUUUGGUGGUGGAUUGCUUAUAGACAAGUUCUUGGAGCAAGCAGUAUUACAUCUCUUGAGUGAGGAUCAUAUCGUAUUCUACUUAAGGCUUGGAACUGACCUGUUGUGGCCAAAUGGUGAAUUUAUGCAAAAGGCAGACCCACCAACUCCACUUCAGCGAGAACAGAUGCGAGUUCGGGCAGAGAGAUUACUGACUGUAGCCAUACCACAUCGUGUUAGUUCUAUUUUAUUUGAAACUAGUGACCUGAAUCAACUUCAAUCUCAUAUACAUGAUACCCUUGAACCACUUCAAAACAAAAAGAUUAACAAGCAUCUAAUGUAUCUGCUAGUGGACCUUGUGCUUUCAAAAGUGUUUCCUGAGCUUCUAGUUAGCGAACCAAGAAAAUAAAAUGAUUCAACAAAGUAUACCCAUUUUGUUAGCAAUAAAAACAACAUAGUAUUCAUACAAAACUUUUCACAAAUGGAUCCUCUUUUGUCAUGGCUGCUUAAAAUGAAGUCUAUAGUCUUGCUGUAACUCAAGCUCUGGAAAAGCGACCGCAUGAUUGAUCAAGGUUAUCUUAAAACUCUUUUUUUUUCUUUCUUUCUUUUCUCUCUU